Messenger RNA from Protopolystoma xenopodis, 741 nucleotides. The record is from the annotation of a GenBank genome assembly. Lineage: Eukaryota; Metazoa; Platyhelminthes; Monogenea; Polystomatidea; Polystomatidae.
AUGUCAAAAUAUGUACUUUUGCCUAAAACAACUACUUUAUUGCGCGGUCGUGAAUUUCAUCUCAUUUCAUCUAUCGAUAUCGUACAGCCCUCGAGACAGCCUAUUCUCGGACUUGUGAGUGCCAGGGGACUGCACUCCCGGCGAAUGGCCACACGACUGCGCUGUACCCUCGUCGGUGUCGGUGCUGGCAAUGGAGAUCAAGUAAAACCGACUGAUCCUUCCGGCAAAUGCAAGAAUUCGGCCAUUUCAACCAGGCCUUCCACAGCCAAGUCCUCUACCGUCGUGUCUUUCAGUCGACUUCCGAGUUCCCGGAUUUCGACGACCGUCGAAUGUGCCGACUCCGACUUUAUCCCCAUCAGCGACGUUGGCAUGGCAGCAAUCGCCGUUGGCCCACAGAGCCCGGCAUUUUCACACUCAAGCUCGGCUCUUGCUGUUGCAGCGCCAACCUGCAGCCCCUCGCCCACUGACAGUCCAGCCGCUUGGGCGUGUCAACUUUCCUCUCGACCCGUUGGCCCCUCCUGUUCAUCUUCUGCCCACCUCCUCGUCACAUCCUCGCCAACCUGGUCCGUGUCGACGCCAGCUCCGCCGGCCCCAGUUGUCACUUCGCCUUCUUCCUGCACACUCCGCAGCGCUGGUCCCGCCUCGUUGCCAACAUCACCGCAGAGGCCGGAAAUCACAAAACUCGACUGUCGACCGCACACUCGGUUGUUCAUACAAUCGGGCACCACAACACAUAUGUGA